This is a messenger RNA of Silurus meridionalis, 2743 nucleotides long. RefSeq names its product ATP-binding cassette, sub-family G (WHITE), member 4b (gene abcg4b). The transcript has 14 exons. Gene Ontology annotation, cellular component: plasma membrane. The record is from RefSeq and is a predicted model, not a curated record. Lineage: Eukaryota; Metazoa; Chordata; Actinopteri; Siluriformes; Siluridae. Gene Ontology annotation, molecular function: ABC-type transporter activity; ATP binding; ATP hydrolysis activity.
UAUGGCAGAUAAAUCCCCUGAUCUAGGAUCUGUUAGUAUUGCCAUGGAAGAGAGACUGUAUAAUGGAGGCAGACAAACACAGCCACAGGAGGCUCCAUUACUGGCCUACCUGAAAAAGGUAAAAAAACAGCUAACUGAAGGACAGAGCUUCUCUCACCUUCCAAAACGCUCUGCUGUAAACCUGGAGUUUUCUAACCUGUCCUACACAAUCAAAGAGGGACCAUGCUGGAAGAAAGAAGGUUAUAAGGUCUUACUCAAGUGCCUCUGUGGAAGGUUCUGGAGCCGGGAGUUGAUUGGGAUCAUGGGCCCCUCAGGAGCUGGAAAGUCCACUUUGAUGAACAUCCUGGCUGGCUAUAAAGAAACAGGUAUGACAGGACGAAUCCUGGUCAAUGGAAAGCCAAGAGAUCUCUGCACCUUUCGGAAAAUGUCAUGUUACAUCAUGCAAGAAGAUAAACUGCUGCCCCAUCUUACAGCUCAGGAGGCUAUGAUGGUGUCUGCUAACUUGAAAGUCAAUAAUUCACUUGAGGUGAAAAAGAACUGGUAAGUUAAAGAGAUUCUGACAGGCCUGGGACUUAAUGAAUGUGCUAAUACUCGCACUGUCUCCCUUUCUGGUGGGCAGUGUAAGAGACUAGCAAUUGCGCUUGAACUUGUGAACAAUCCUCCAGUCAUGUUCUUUGAUGAGCCCACCAGUGGAUUGGACAGUGCCUCAAGUUUUCAUGUAGUCUCAUUAAUGAAAUCUCUGGCCCAGCGGGGGCACACUGUGAUUUGCACUAUUCACCAGCCGAGUGCCAAACUUUUUGAAAUGUUUGAUAAGCUCUAUAUCCUGAGUCAGGGACAGUGUAUAUAUAAGGGCACUGUGCCAUAUCUUAUCCCUUACCUUAAAACACUGGGACUACACUGUCCAACAUAUCACAACCCUGCAGAUUUCAUCAUUGAGGUAGCAUCAGGAGAGUAUGGGGACUUGAAUCCAGUUUUGUUCGAAGCUGUGCAAGGUGGACUCUGUCCUCUUGAAGAAAAGAAGAGUUGUGAAAAAAACAAACCUUCGGGCUCCUGGCUUGCAAAUUACGCCAAAAGCUCAGCUUAUCAUGAGAGCCAUACAUUUGCAACAAGCAGCUUUACACAGUUCUGUAUCCUCUUCAAAAGAACAUUCAAAACAAUAUGUAGAGACCAAGUGUUGACACACUUGCGAUUAAUGUCACACAUCUGCAUUGGAGUGUUAAUAGGCAUGCUUUACCUUAAUAUUGGCAAUGAUGCCAGUAAAGUUUUCAACAACACAGGAUUCCUCUUCUUCUCCAUGCUAUUCCUCAUGUUUGGAGCUCUCAUGCCUACAGUGCUUACCUUUCCUCUGGAGAUGGCUGUAUUUCAACGAGAGCAUCUAAACUACUGGUACAGCCUGAAAGCUUACUAUCUUGCCAAGACAAUGGCUGACAUUCCAUUUCAAAUCAUCUGUCCUAUCAUGUAUUGUAGUAUUGUGUACUGGAUGACUGAGCAGCCACCUGAAGCAAGCCGCUACUUACUUUUUAUGGCCUUGUCUAUCUGUACUGCCUUAGUAGCUCAGUCUCUGGGCCUUCUUGUUGGUGCCACUUCCACAUCUCUUCAGGUGGCCACAUUCAUUGGCCCAGUUACAGCUGUUCCAGUCCUUCUCUUUUCUGGGUUCUUUGUAAAUUUUGACACCAUUCCAAAGUAUCUUCAGUGGAGUUCUUAUGUCUCUUAUGUCAGGUAUGGUUUUGAAGGGGUCGUUCUAUCCAUCUAUGGAAUGAAUCGCUCUGAUUUAGAAUGCCCAGGAAAAGUCUGCAAGUUCCAGAAACCUGAAGAAGUAUUGCAAUUGCUGAAUGUAGAGGAUGCCAAGCUCUAUAUGGACUUCAUCAUACUUGGAAUAUUUUUUGUCAUCCUUAGGCUGGCUACAUACCUGGUGCUACGAUAUAAAGUCAAGUCUGAGAGAUAAUAUUUAUUCAAUGAAUGAAAAAAAAUCUGAUCUUUUAGACAGGUACCUUUUAGGACAUUUUAGUGUAUGUGUAAACUUAAUUAAGUUCAUACAUGCUCUAAAUAUUUUCUAAAUAGUGUCAUUAAUAUGUCAAAUAGUGUGCUGUUUGAAUAUUUUUACACUGAAAAUUAGACACAAAUUUAUCACCAAUCGUGUCAUAUUCCUGUUUCUAAAAGGUGUUAAAGUGGUGAUUAUACUUCUUGUUUUAAAAAAAAUUUAAUUAUUAGAUUUAUCAUGAUAAUUUUGUUUUUUAAACAAUAUGAUAUAUCCCCUAUUCAAAUGCAUUAACCUCUCUGGUGAACUAUACAAUUGUAGACUUGUGUCCCAGAUAUAAUGGAUACCUACCUCAAUUUGAAACAAAGUAAUGAUGUCCUACUUGAUAUAUUUGAUAGUAGCCUAACGAUUCAGUUUACUUCUCUGCGUUUAAUGUCUUGGAUAUUUUAAUUUUUUAAGUUAUUUGAUUAUAUUUAUUUUAGUUUCUGUAUUUUCUUGUUUGAUUUUACUUGAUUUUCCUUUUUAGUUCAACUCCAAUCAAUAUGAUGACUUGCACAUUGUAACUCUGUGAAAGGUAAACAUGUUAUUCUGAGAAAAUGUACAGCAAUUACCUUGUUGUGCACCCUCCUAACGUUCUCUCUUUCAAACUCUCUUCACAUGCUUAGAAAAUGCUUUUCCUGACAAGAGUAAGUGUUAACAUGGACUUGUGCCCGAGAUGUUUGUAUUUUUUACGCUGUGGGUUUUUAUGCUGUGGUGGUGAAUUAC